Sphaeramia orbicularis (orbiculate cardinalfish) is the source of this 363-nucleotide messenger RNA. RefSeq names its product anther-specific protein BCP1-like. The transcript is spliced from 2 exons. The record is from RefSeq and is a predicted model, not a curated record. Bases 1 to 363 code for a protein of 120 amino acids. NCBI's taxonomy places the organism in Eukaryota, Metazoa, Chordata, Actinopteri, Kurtiformes, Apogonidae.
AUGGCAAAGUCAACGCAGUCCAACCUGCCCCUGGUCACCCUCUGUCUGCUGGGAACAGUACUAGUGUGUGGAGCUACAAGAAAUCCAGCACCAUCAGCAGCACCAUCAGCAGCACCAUCAACAGCACCACCAACAGCACCAGCGUCCACCACUCCACCUGAAUCCCCUUCAACCAACGGCACCACGGCUGAACAGACCACCCACUCAAAUGUCACCGUCAGUGGAACCACAACUGAGACCGCCAACGGAACCCACCCCAACGCCACCUCAGAUCCUCUAACUGAAGAUCCGGGCCUUUCACCGGGCGCCAUCGCUGGCAUUACCAUCGGCUCCAUGGCAGGGGUGGCAGCUGUGGGUGAGUAG